Molecule: messenger RNA, 1458 nt
Organism: Drosophila serrata
Lineage: Eukaryota; Metazoa; Arthropoda; Insecta; Diptera; Drosophilidae
Gene: ImpE2
Product: Ecdysone-inducible gene E2
Source: RefSeq, a predicted model, not a curated record
AUGAAGCCAAUUGCCUUGAUCCUGUUGUUCCUGGCUGCAAGCCAAGCUAGAGUGGUGCAACUGCCCCAGGAUAUUCCUGUGACCGUGGUGGAGGAGAAGCAGCAGCCAGCUCCAGUGGCUUUACCUUUGGUUAAAGAGGAAAUCAAACCCAGACUUGAGGAAAAUAUUCCCACAAUCAAGGAGGAGCUAAAGCCUGAAAUUAAGCCAGAGAUUAAGGAAGAAAUUAUACCCGAAAUUAAGCCUGAGAUCAAGGAGGAGUUAAAGCCAGAAAUUAAGCAGGAAAUCAAGGAGGAGUUAAAGCCUGAAAUUAAACCUGAAAUCAAGGAUGAGUUAAAGCCAGAAAUUAAGCCUGAGAUUAAGGAAGAAAUUAAGCCUGAAAUUAAAGAAGAAAUUAAGGAGAAAUUCAAUGAAAGGAUCAAGGAACUCAAGAAAGCCACCGAGGAAAUUCAAGACCUCAAGGAGAAGCCUCAGGAAAUUAAGGAAGAAACUCCAGCUCUUUUAGAACUCAUUCCCGAGGAACCCAAGCCAGCUGCCAUUAAUUUGAAAACACUCUCAGCCGAAGAAUCUGCUCCUGUGCCCGACGCUGCCCAGGAUCUGUCGCCUUUAGAACAAAAUCAAUCUGAAAACCAGGAGGAUCCCGCUCAUCCCCAGGUCCGUCAAGCCACCCAGGCCACACCCACGCAGCAGAGCACCACACAGGGCAACUUUGUCCAGCAAUUGAUCCAGAAUUCACCCAUUGGUCAGUUCCUGAAUCAAUUCCAACCGCAGCAGCAGCAACCCCAGCCAGCUGCUCCAGCUGCAGUCCAAUCCGAUGAUGCCGCCGCACAGCCCACGCCAGCGCCCACAGUUCCUGGAUUCCUGAAUCCCCAGGCUGCCUUCACUCAAGCCACCCAGGUGGUGCAAAAUGCCGCCCAAUCGGUGGUCAACUCCACCACACAGGCCUUCCAGGGUAUCCAGCAGUUUGCCAGCAAUUUGGGUAAUCAAUUCCAGAAUACUCUCUCUGGCUUGACCAACUCCCAGCCGGCGGUCUCGACCACACCACGUCCACCAGGUCCCAUUCAGCAGUUUGUGAAUAAUGUUUUCGGUGGUAAUAACAAUGCCACUGCGGCGGCUCCAGCUCAACAGCAGCAGGGUGGUAAUCCUCUCCAGGGUAUCAUCAAUUUCCUGGGCGGAAAUCGUCCACAGAAUGCCCCAGCUGCUGCUCCUGUGACCGAGGCUCCUGCCAAGCAGCCCAAUGUUGAUGAUAAAAUCGAUCCUGCCCAGGAUGAGGUGGCCGAAUUUGUCCCAGACACCGAGAAUGAGGUUCGUGCCAGCGGAGAGUCCAUCGAUGACUCCUUCGAGGAGGCUGCUGUGCCCACCAAUGAGGUCAUUGUGGUCAAUGACGAUGCCGGUGAGGUGAACGAACCUGUUGAUCCUGUCCAGGUCCAGCAGCAACCCGUCGAUGCAGUGGCUCUUUGA